UCUUCAGGUGUAUGCAGUGACAACAAGUGUGACGGAGAUUUGUAAUAGGAUUCCAAAAAUGACAGGGGAAGACAAAGAGUUUGAGAGUGUUGAUCGUGAUGACAGGUAUAUCUACCCAAUGUUGGAGAAGUUUUCCAUCCAGUUGAUCUCGCCUGUCAGCUGGGAAGCCAUUCCCAAUACUAGGAUUGACAUGGAGGACUGGGAACACGUAACCUGCAUGAAAACUGUGUCGCUCAGGAGCGAGGAGACGGUGUCAGGACUGAAAGGUUACAUUGCUGUGGGGACGUGUCUAACACAGGGCGAGGAGGUUACAUGUAGGGGCCGGAUCCUGAUACUUGAUGUCAUCGAGGUUGUGCCCGAGCCUGGCCAGCCUCUGACCAAGAACAAAUUCAAAGUGCUAUAUGAGAAGGAGCAGAAAGGCCCUGUGACUGCCCUGUGUAACUGCAAUGGUUACCUUGUCUCAGCCAUUGGACAGAAGAUUUUCCUGUGGAGUCUGAAAGACAAUGACCUGACUGGAAUGGCGUUCAUCGACACUCAGCUUUAUAUUCAUCAGAUGAUCAGUGUGAAGAAUUUCAUCAUGGCAGCAGACAUCAUGAAAAGUGUCUCCAUCCUCCGCUACCAGGAGGAGAGUAAGACUCUGUCCCUUGUUAGCAGGGAUCCCAAGCUUCUGGAAGUGUACAGCAUUGAAUUUAUGGUGGACAGCUCUCAGUUGGGAUUCCUUGUGUCUGAUCGUGAAAAGAAUCUCCUAGUGUAUAUGUAUCAGCCAGAAGCAAGGGAGAGCUAUGGGGGGACACGAUUACUGCGGAGAGCAGACUUUAAUGUGGCUGCACAUGUGAAUGCAUUCUGGCGGACACCAUGUCGUGGAAUUAUGGAUGGCUCAAAUAAGAAAAACCUGGCUUGGGAGAACAAACAUAUUACCUGGUUUGCAACACUGGAUGGUGGGAUGGGACUUCUAUUACCAAUGCAGGAAAAGACAUACCGGCGCCUUCUGAUGUUACAGAAUGCGCUCAUCACGAUGAUUCCUCACCAUGCGGGCCUUAACCCCAAAGCAUUCAGGAUGUUGCGCUGUGAUCGACGAGCUCUGCAAAAUGCAGUGCGGAACAUUCUGGACGGGGAGCUGCUCAAUAAGUUUUUGUACCUCAGCACCAUGGAACGCAGCGAGCUGGCCAAGAAAAUUGGCACAACACCGGAUAUGGUGAGUGUAGUAGCAAACACAGACUGAACUGAUGUUUGCAGUUCUGGUUUAGGAUAAUGAGGAUUGAUACUGUUGGUGGUAUGUUGAUGUGACUAGGGUUAUUAUUGAUU
Molecule: messenger RNA, 1305 nt
Organism: Rhincodon typus (whale shark)
Lineage: Eukaryota; Metazoa; Chordata; Chondrichthyes; Orectolobiformes; Rhincodontidae
Product: cleavage and polyadenylation specificity factor subunit 1
Exons: 10
Coding region: 59-1222 (387 amino acids)
Cellular component (GO): mRNA cleavage and polyadenylation specificity factor complex; nucleus
Molecular function (GO): protein binding; nucleic acid binding
Source: RefSeq, a predicted model, not a curated record